UCGCGCAUGCGGGGUCCGAUCGGGUAGCUCGAUUUUGCAUUGCUUCCCGGAUUUGAGCGUGACUUUCAAUCCGUUGCUGUCGUAAGUUGACUAUCCGAGUAGCGGUACAUAGGAACUUUAAAAUGUUAAGUUUUUCCAACAAAAUAAAGUUCUACUCGCUGGCGUUCACGGUCGCGCGCAUGUGCAGCAGCGGCCCCGGAGCUGCUAACAAAAACCCGACGGUUUACUUUGACAUUGCUGCAGGCAGCGAGCCGCUGGGGAGAGUAACCUUUGAGCUGAGCGCCGACGUAGUGCCCAAAACAGCAGAAAAUUUCCGAGCACUCUGCACGGGGGAGCAUGGCUUUGGCUACAAGGGCUCAAUCUUCCACAGGGUGAUCCCUAAGUUCAUGUGUCAGGGAGGGGAUUUCACCAACCAUAAUGGAACAGGAGGGAAGUCUAUCUAUGGGUUGAAGUUUCCUGAUGAGAACUUUGUCUUGAAGCACACUGGACCAGGCAUCUUAUCUAUGGCCAACGCCGGGCCGAACACCAAUGGAUCCCAGUUCUUCAUCUGCACCUCUAAAACAGAGUGGCUGGAUGGCAGGCACGUCGUCUUCGGCAGAGUGAAAGACGGAAUGAGCGUCGUAAAAAAAGUGGAAUCUUUCGGGUCACAGUCCGGCAGAACCUCCCAAAAAAUCACCAUCACAGAUUGUGGAGAGCUGUAGAUGGCUGAGUCAGCAGGACACGCAUCUGAUAAAGUUACGGCCGUCUGUCGUAGCACAAAGUGCAGCACAUCUGGCAUAAAACUGCAUAGCAUUUGUUUUUGUUGGUACUGGGUCUCAGGUUGAAAUGGACAAAGUGUCAUGUUUGAAACUGUGAAUUUUUAGGAUAAUUAAAGUGGUUUUAAUAUAACAGAUUUAAGGGGAAAUUAAUUUUCUGUGUACCUUCUCCUCAUUUGUAUUUGUAAAUUUACCAUCAUAAUAGUAAUAAUGAUGCUUCAAGGGUCCGAGUUGAAAAACUGACAAUAAAAGUACCUUUUUUUUUUUU
Messenger RNA from Oryzias latipes (Japanese medaka), 1023 nucleotides. Its product is annotated as peptidyl-prolyl cis-trans isomerase A. Gene Ontology annotation, molecular function: peptidyl-prolyl cis-trans isomerase activity; cyclosporin A binding. Gene Ontology annotation, cellular component: cytoplasm. Gene Ontology annotation, biological process: protein folding; protein peptidyl-prolyl isomerization. The record is from RefSeq and is a predicted model, not a curated record. NCBI's taxonomy places the organism in Eukaryota, Metazoa, Chordata, Actinopteri, Beloniformes, Adrianichthyidae.